CCGUUCUGUCCACAGGACGCCUUUUUUCCUCCAUCCUGGUUUCCCCGAGGACUCGCAUGGGAGGGUGCAGGAGGUGACCCCAGAAAAGCUGCUGGAGAGUGGGAGGAGAGGCCUGGGCCUGGCGCGUCUCCUCCACCUUCCUCCGCCCCGCAUGCUUGGCCCCUGGCUGGAGCCCUUCGGUUGGGUGGCUCCUGGGACGGGGCCAGGGUGUGGCGGGGCUGCCGGACACUUUCCCUGGAGGGGGCGAGGCAGAUCUAGGGGUUGACGUGGGGUGGGGGAAGCGGUGGUCCUGGGGACCCGGAGGUAGCUGGAACCUGAGAUACGCUCAGGGCAGGGCCCGGGCCUUCAAGGGAAGGUCUGGCUGGAAUCCGGGGCUGGGCUUCCUUUGUGGGAAUCAGUCUAACGCUCCUUUGUGCGUCUGCGGAUUUGUCCAACUCCUGUCCUUUGUAACCCCAAGGAGGCCAGGUAGGUGAAAGAGUGAAACUGCUCUGAAAAGUAAGUGGAGUACGAAUGGGAGGUGUUAUUCGAAUUGUUAAUAAUAUUGGAUUUAAACUGUUUAAACUGUGAUGCUUAGCGAGGAUGUCCAUUAGAAUUGCUUAUGCAGUCAGUAUUUUAGAGCCAGGCAAGCUGAUUCUAAAGUGCAGGUGAAGAAGUCACCUAGCAAAAAUGGCCUUGACAAUUCUGAAAGAAAAAGCCCAUGAGGGGAUCAUGAAACAGCCCCAUUAGCUUUAAGUUCCAUAUUGAAAUUGUGGUAAUGAUGCAUAACCCAUGAGCUAUGCCAACGGGCAGAAUAUGAAGUCUAGAAUAGGCCUGCAUUCCUAGGGGCUAUUUGCUCAGGAGAGAAUUUUAAAUCAGUGAGGAAAAGAGGAUGUAUUUUCUACAAAUGCAACGGAUCCUUCAGAAGUCAAACAUCUGAAUGAAAGCAACAGAGCUGGGAUCCGUGUCUCCCAACGGCCAAGGUUGGGCUUCCAACUCCCAAAUUCCAGGCAGGAUGGCCCAAAACAUGGUGACGGUGAAUGGUGUUGCUGUGUCCUCUACACCAUACCAGCCCACCUACGUCAAUAUCCACAUCCACCAGGAAUCAGCUUUGACACAACUGCUGAAAGCGGGAGGUUCUCUGAAGCAGUUUCUUUUUCGUCCUGGCAACACUGCACCUUCCAGAGCUGGGAUAAGUUACAAGCAGCUGGCUCUAGGGGUAACUCAGAUAUUGCUGGGGCUGGUGAGCUGUGUCCUUGGAGUGUGCUUCUGCUUGGGGCCCUGGACUGUGCUUCGUGCCUCAGGCUGUGCCUUCUGGGCGGGGUCUGCGGCGAUUGCAGCAGGAGCUGGGGCCAUUGUCCAUGAGAAGCGCCGGGGCAGACUUGCUGGCUACGUAUCCAGCCUGCUCACUCUGGCAGGCUUUGCUACAGCGGUGGCUGCUGUUGUUCUCUGCGUGAACAGCUUCUUCUGGCAAACUGAUGACCUUUCCUACAUUGACACUGUGUGUGAUUCCCCGGACCCUGCCAUCCCUACCACUAAGUACGGAUGGAUGCGGCAAGCAAGACAGAAUAUCAGUUGGCAGCAGACAGAUUGUCGAGAUCACAUGCGGUUGCUGAGGAGGUUGUUCACAGCAAUCUGUGCCCUGUUCCUGGCCGUCUGUAUCUUGGAGGUCAUUGUGUCCUUGGCUUCCCUGGGAGUGGGUCUUCGAAACUUGUGUGGUUGGAGGAGCUCCCCACCCCUGGAUGAGGGAGGAUCAGAGAAGAAGCUAUUGGGGGAGAAUUCAGUGCCCCCCUCUCCCUCUAGGGAGCAGCUGCCCCCUGCCGUGGUCCUGUGAGCCACCAAAGACCCCACUGGGUGCCUGCAUGUCCCUGUCUGGGCCAGCCCAGGGCCACGCUGCCUGGUUCCUCACAUUGCCUCCUCUGUGGCCACUGUCCAGCCCCCGCUUUCUUCUCCCCACAGCAUUGGCACCUGCUGUUCCCACUCUGGGGUUCUCAAGUCCAUUAACAGAUAUUGUCGCAUUUUACCCAACGCUGAUUAAACAUAAACAAUCCAGAAAAGCAA
Molecule: messenger RNA, 2037 nt
Organism: Callithrix jacchus (white-tufted-ear marmoset)
Lineage: Eukaryota; Metazoa; Chordata; Mammalia; Primates; Cebidae
Gene: TMEM176B
Product: transmembrane protein 176B
Biological process (GO): negative regulation of dendritic cell differentiation
Cellular component (GO): membrane
Source: RefSeq, a predicted model, not a curated record